Messenger RNA from Sordaria macrospora k-hell, 1767 nucleotides. RefSeq lists its product as uncharacterized. The record is from RefSeq and is a predicted model, not a curated record. Gene Ontology annotation, biological process: aspartyl-tRNA aminoacylation. Gene Ontology annotation, cellular component: cytosol; cytoplasm; aminoacyl-tRNA synthetase multienzyme complex. NCBI's taxonomy places the organism in Eukaryota, Fungi, Ascomycota, Sordariomycetes, Sordariales, Sordariaceae. Gene Ontology annotation, molecular function: RNA binding; aspartate-tRNA ligase activity; ATP binding.
AUGGCCGACAACGCUGCCACCACUCCCGCGCCCCCGGCCGAACAGCAGCCUCCCGCCGCUGCUCCCGCUGCCGAAGGCGCUGAGGGAGAGGGUCCCUCCAAGAAGGCGCAAAAGAAGGCUGAGGCCAAGGCCAAGAAGGAGGCCGAGAAGGCUCGUCGCGCUGCUGAGCGCGAGGCCGCUGCUAAGGCCGCCGGCAAGAGCACCGGACCGACCGAGGAUCUCGCCAAGGACAACUAUGGUCUCGUCAAGGAGAGGAAGGGACAAUUCGAGCUGUCGGCUGAUGUCGAGGAUGUUAACUUGAAGAACAUUGGCGAGGAGCACGUCGGCAAGGCUGUCAUUGUCAGGGCCUGGGUCCAGAAUGCCAGAAUUCAAGGCGCGAAGAUGGCUUUCGUUGAGCUGCGCGAGGAGGGCGCCUGGACCAUCCAGGGCGUCUUCGUCGCCAACAACGAGGGCACCCCCGUGAGCAAGCCCAUGGUCAAGUUCGCGGCCGGCAUCAACCCCGAGAGUUUCGUCGUCGUCGAGGGUACCGUCGAGAAGCCCCUCGAGCCCGUCAAGAGCUGCAAGGUCUCCAACUACGAGCUGCACAUCCGCAAGAUCUUCGUUCUCGCUGCUGCCCCCCAGAUGCUCGGCAUGACUUUGGCCGCCGCCAACCGCCCCAUCACCAACUUCAGCGACGAGGAGCCCGCUCCGGAGAAGGCUGCCGAGGAGGCUGUCGACAAGCUUUCCAUUGCCGCCGAAUCAUCCAUCCCCGCCGCUACCAUGCUCACCCAUCUCGACAACAUCAUCAUGCACAAGCGUGCCCCCGUCCAGCAGGCUAUUGCUGAUAUCCGUAUGGAGGUCAAGGAUCUGUUCAGGUCCUACCUCAAGAGCCACGGCUUCAAGGAGUUUGAGCCUCCUUGCUUGAUCGGUGCUGCCUCUGAGGGUGGUGCCAACGUCUUCCGCAUGCCCUACUUCGACAAGGAGGCAUUCCUCGCCCAGUCUCCCCAGUUCUACAAGCAGUUUGAAAUUGCUGGUGGCAGAAAGAAGGUGUUCAGCAUCGGUCCCGUAUUCAGAGCCGAGAACUCCAACACCCCAAGACACAUGACCGAGUUCACCGGUCUCGAUCUGGAAAUGGAGAUCAAGAAGGACUACAGAGAGGUUCUCCUCAUGCUUGAGGGCGUCCUGCUUCAUAUCUUCCGCGGCAUUAAGGAGCGCUGCGCGGCCGAGAUCGAGCUCGUUCGCUCCGUCUACCCCGCCGAGGAGUUCCUUCUUCCCGAGCCUGGCAAGGAGGUCAGGUUGACCUUUGCUGAGGGUCAGAAGCUUCUCCGUGAAGAGGGUCCCGAGGAGUUCCGUAACGUGACCGACGAUGAGGACAUGAGCACUCCCCAGGAGAAGGCUCUCGGCGCCAUUGUGCGCAAGAAGUUCAACACCGACUUUUACGUUCUCGACAAGUUCCCCGAGGGCGCCCGCCCCUUCUACGCCAAUCUCGACGACGCCAACCCCAAGGUCACCAACGCCUUCGACUUCUUCCUCCGCGGCCAGGAGAUCCUGUCGGGCGGUCAGCGUAUCAACGAUCCCGAGGAGCUCGAGGCCCGCAUCAUCCAGAAGGGUGUCGACCCCAAGAGCAACGGAAUCAAGGAGUACGUCGACGUGUUCAGACAGGCCGGUGUGCCCGCCCACGGCGGCGGUGGCAUCGGUCUUGACCGCGUUGUGGCCUGGUUCCUUAACCUGCCUAGUGUCCACCUUGCGGCGUACUACCCCAGGACGCCCAAGAGGUUGCUUCCUUAA